Messenger RNA from Diospyros lotus (date-plum), 4011 nucleotides. RefSeq names its product villin-2-like. The coding region runs from base 714 to 3569 and encodes 951 amino acids. The record is from RefSeq and is a predicted model, not a curated record. Gene Ontology annotation, biological process: cytoskeleton organization; actin filament severing. The transcript has 24 exons. Gene Ontology annotation, molecular function: actin filament binding. Lineage: Eukaryota; Viridiplantae; Streptophyta; Magnoliopsida; Ericales; Ebenaceae.
UCUCUCUCUGUAUUUUUCAUCAUAUCUACCCUUUAUCUCUCUAGAAACCUUCAGUCUGCUUAUUUUCUUCUCUUUUCCUCUCUCCGUUUCUGUAUAUUCUCAGAAGAAUUCCAAUCUUUUCUUUUCAAGUCUUGAAAGCCGAUAAAGUUAGAGAGAGAGAAACACCCCACACAGCAAUUAUUCACUUUUCUUUAUAGUACCCACCCUUCUUUCCCUCUGUCCCUGUAUUGCCAGCUUUGCGUGCCAUCCUCUUACUCUCUCUCUCUCUAAACCUCGAUUCACCAUCUUCUUCAGGGAAGAGAGGAUAGAGAUCUCAGGAGUGGUCUCCGGUUGUUGAUCUCUGCUAUUUCACGUGUGAUUCAGUGCGUUCUUUUUCGAACUCAGAGUGGCUGACGCAUCAUUGUUUGGGAUGCAAAAGUGAUUCGGAUCUGAAUAUGACGGAGAAAAUCUUUGUGUUGACCUAUGUUAUGUGAUAUUCAAGUGGACUUAUUGGGUUUUGAUUUUGUGAUGAUACUUGAGAUCAGUAGUUUGAGUUAUACCAUGACAAAACAAGCAUUGCUGAAUCUGAAAGCGAUUGGAUCUUUGUCUUAGGCAGUCUUCUUCUGCUGUAUAGCCAGUUCUGGAAUUCUCAGAUUACAGAUUGCGAAGAUUGAAAGCUCUUGUUUUAUCUGCACUGUUGUUGAAACAAACAAUAAUCCAAAAGGAUUACAAAUAUGUCUAGCUCUGCAAAGACUUUGGAACCUGCAUUUCAGGGAGCUGGUCAGAGAGUAGGGACUGAAAUUUGGAGAAUUGAGAACUUCCAGCCAGUUCCUUUACCAAAAUCUGAUUAUGGUAAAUUCUACUCUGGUGAUUCAUACAUUGUCUUGCAGACAACUCCUGGAAAAGGAGGUGCUUAUUUUUAUGACAUAUACUUCUGGCUCGGAAAAGAUACAAGCCAGGAUGAAGCUGGAACAGCAGCCAUUAAAUCUAUUGAGCUUGAUGUAGUUCUUGGUGGGCGUGCUGUACAACACAGAGAGCUCCAAGGUCAUGAAUCUGACAAGUUUCUCUCUUUCUUCAAACCUUGUAUUAUACCUUUGGAGGGUGGCUUUGCAUCUGGAUUUAAGAAACCUGAAGAGGAAAAGUUUGAAACACGGCUGUACAUUUGUAAAGGAAAACGAGUUGUCAAACUAAAGCAGGUUCCUUUUUCUCGUUCCUCACUCAACCAUGAUGAUGUGUUUAUCUUGGACACAAAAGAUAAGAUAUUUCAAUUCAAUGGUGCAAACUCCAAUAUUCAGGAAAGGGCCAAGGCACUGGAAGUAAUCCAAUUUUUGAAAGACAAGCAUCAUGAAGGGAAAUGUGAUGUUGCAAUUGUUGAUGAUGGGAAGCUACAAACUGAGUCAGAUUCUGGUGAAUUCUGGGUCAUCUUUGGCGGGUUUGCCCCAAUUAGCAAAAAGGUUGCUAGUGAAGAUGAUGUUAUUCCAGAGAAGACUCCUCCUAAACUCUAUAGCAUCAUUGAUGGCCAGGUUAAGCCUGUAGAUGGUGAACUUUCCAAAUCUAUCAUGGAAAAUAAUAAAUGCUAUUUAUUAGACUGUGGGGCAGAGGUAUUCAUUUGGAUUGGUCGGGUAACACAAGUGGAGGACAGGAAAUCUGCCAGCCAAGCUGCUGAGGAAUUUGUCAGUGGCCAAAAUAGGCCAAAGUCAACACAUAUUACUCGGAUUAUUCAAGGUUAUGAGACAUAUUCAUUCAAAUCCAACUUUGAUAUGUGGCCAUCAGGAUCAGCACCUUCAACUGGUGAGGAGGGAAGAGGAAAAGUAGCAGCUUUGCUGAAGCAACAAGGUGUUGGCAUAAAAGGAAUGACUAAAGCUGCACCUGUAAAUGAGGAAGUCCCACCUUUGCUUGAAGGUGGUGGAAAAAUUGAGGUAUGGCGCAUUAAUGGCAGUGCCAAGACUCCAGUGCCCAAGGAGGACAUAGGUAAAUUUUACAGUGGAGAUUGCUACAUUGUUCUCUACACCUACCAUUCUGGUGAUAAGAAAGAAGAUUACUACUUGUGCUGUUGGAUAGGGAAGGAUAGCAUUGAGGAUGAUCAAAAGAUGGCUGAUCGUUUAGCAACUACCAUGUUCAACUCACUAAAAGGGAGACCUGUGCAGGGUCGCAUAUUUCAAGGGAAAGAGCCACCACAAUUUAUUGCCAUCUUUCAGCCAAUGGUGAUUCUUAAGGGUGGAAUGAGCUCUGGUUACAAAAACUACAUUGCAGACAAAGGUUUAAAUGAUGAAACUUACACCAGUGACUGCAUUGCGCUCAUCCGCAUUUCUAGAACCUCUGUGCAUAACAAUAAAGCUGUGCAAGUUGAUGCUGCUGCAACAUCAUUGAACUCCAAUGAGUGUUUCCUUCUGCAAUCUGGCUCUUCAAUAUUCAUUUGGCAUGGAAAUCAGAGCACUUUUGAACAGCAGCAGUUAGCUGCAAAAGUUGCAGAUUUUCUAAAGCCAGGUGUAGCUGUUAAGUAUGCUAAAGAAGGAACUGAGAACUCAUCCUUCUGGUUCCCUCUUGGAGGAAAACAAAAUUACACCAGCAAAAGAGUAGCGCAGGAGAUUGUCAGAGAUCCCCGCUUGUUCACAUUCUCAUUCAGUAAAGAAGGAAAGUUUGAGGUUGAAGAGGUUUAUAAUUUCUCUCAAGAUGACCUGUUGACUGAAGAUAUUUUGAUACUUGACACACAUGCAGAAGUAUUUGUUUGGGUUGGUCAGUCUGUGGACUCCAGAGAGAAGCAAAAUGCUUUUGAAGUUGGACAGAAAUACAUAGAUCUUGCUGCAUCUUUGGAGGGGUUGUCUCCAUAUGUGCCACUUUACAGACUCACAGAAGGCAAUGAACCAUGCUUCUUCACUACAUAUUUUUCCUGGGAUCCUGUGAAAGCUACUGCUAACGGGAACUCAUUUCAGAAGAAGGUUAUGCUGCUUUUUGGCGCAGGUCAUGUUGUGGAGAGUCAGGAUAAGUCCAAUGGGUCAAAUCAGGGUGGACCAACUCAAAGAGCUUCAGCCUUAGCUGCCUUGUCUUCUGCAUUUAAUCCUUCCUCUGGCACAAAGAGCACUGCAUCUCCAAGGCUGUCAGGCAGGGGUCAAGGAUCACAACGAGCAGCUGCAGUAGCUGCUCUGUCACAAGUUCUUACUGCUGAAAAGAAGGGAUCACCUGAUAACUCUCCUGCUCAACCCACUAGAAGUCCACCACCAGAAGCAAGUCCUCCAGCUGGAACAAGAAGCCAAAAUGCCCUUUACGAAGGUGAGGAUUCUAAAGAAGUUUCCGAAGAUAAGGAGACAGGGGUAACUGAUCCUGUAAUGGAGAGCAAUGGGGAUAAUUCAGCGUCAAAUCAAGAGGCUGAGCUGGAUGUGAAUGGCAGUGGAACUACCCAAAGUACAUUUAGUUAUGAGCGGCUGAAGGCUCAUUCCAGCAACCCUGUUACUGGAAUAGAUUUUAAACGAAGAGAGGCUUAUCUAUCUGAUGAAGAAUUCCAGGCUGUACUCGGAAUGACAAAAGAAGCAUUCUAUAAAUUACCUAAAUGGAAGCAAGACAUGCAGAAGAGGAAACAUGAUCUCUUCUAGAAAUGGAUUUCUUCAAAGUGAAGUGAUAUAUCUUUCUUUUGCACCUUCACUUGCAAUCUCCCUCGUUUGUCGGAAUCUCUUCUCUGUUCGGCAAGGUGGUCUGAAUUUGGAACUUGCCCUUGGCCUAUGACCUUAGUUCUCAGUGAUGGUAUUGAUUUUGUGAUGCCUGCAUGAAGAGUGAGUUUUUUUGUCCCAUCUCUUUUAACUGCUGCUGCAUUUGUUAUGAUCCCAGAUUGUAGUUGGAGUACAGCAGGCAGGUGAAAUUCUUUUAUUAGGUUGGUAUGGUAUGUAUCUCUGGUUGUGGCUUUUGGAGUCCCUUUUUCUUGCUUGCCAUUUGUUUGUCAAAGGAAGGGUGUAUAUUUAUUUUGUAUUUGUACUACUCCCAUUUAAGGAAUGCUCAGUUUUGCUGCCAUCGAAUGUUUUUAAACUUCCCUUGUCAAAA